Messenger RNA from Rhincodon typus (whale shark), 1521 nucleotides. RefSeq names its product NME/NM23 nucleoside diphosphate kinase 4 (gene nme4). The transcript has 5 exons. Gene Ontology annotation, biological process: GTP biosynthetic process; CTP biosynthetic process; UTP biosynthetic process. Gene Ontology annotation, molecular function: nucleoside diphosphate kinase activity. The coding region runs from base 119 to 697 and encodes 192 amino acids. NCBI's taxonomy places the organism in Eukaryota, Metazoa, Chordata, Chondrichthyes, Orectolobiformes, Rhincodontidae. The record is from RefSeq and is a predicted model, not a curated record.
CGAAUGCUGUUGGCGCUGGGCUGGGCUUGGCGGAGGGGCGUGUUACUGAUGGAUCCCUGGUUCCGGGUCCGGGCCGUGGGGCUGAGGCGGAGAAAGCAGCUCCCCGGCCACAGGAGUGAUGAUGCGGGGACUGAGUCGGUGGCUAAAAGUGGGGAUAGUUCCCGGCUUUUUUCCUGUAGAGACACCCAGGCUGGCCUGGGCAGCGACCGGAAUCCGUUUCUACUCAGCGGGGAUUGUUGCGAUUCAUGAGCAAACGCUGGUGGCUGUGAAACCAGAUGGAGUCCAGAGGCGGCUUGUGGGAGAAAUCAUCCAACGCUUUGAGAAGAGAGGAUUCCAGCUUAUGGGGCUGAAACUUGUGCAGCCCACUCGAGAUGUGCUUUUGAAGCAUUAUCAUGAUUUGCAGGAGAAGCCUUUCUAUUCUGCAUUGAUCCAAUACAUGAGUUCGGGACCCAUUGUUGUUAUGGUUUGGGAGGGUUAUGAUGUAGUGCGUAUAUCCCGUAUGAUGGUGGGUGACACUGAUCCUGCCUUGGCUCAGCCAGGAACCGUGAGAGGAGACUUAUGUGUACACAUAAGCAGAAAUGCCAUCCAUGCCAGUGACUCCGUUGAAGUGGCAAAGAAGGAGAUUAGCCUAUGGUUCCAUAGCACUGAGCUGAUAGAAUGGGAAAGUUGCACUCUCAAGAACAUCUACAAUGUUUAAAUAUCUCCACUGAAUCAGCCACAACAGUAACUACCUCCAGUGACGGUGUGUCUAUGUCAUAUUUUUAAAGCUAGAGAUGUAUUUCUAUUAUUGAGAGUUUUCUUGAAUUCCUUUAAUGGUACUCCAAUCUGACUUCAUGCUAGGUGCUAGUAAACUGCAAUAAAAUUCCUGUAAAUUACUGAUCAGCAUUAAAAUGUUUUCAAGCCAGUUAAAUGGAUCUUCAUUAAAAUAAUUUUCUUACUACAGUUCAAUGCAAAGUACUUCACAGGAAUGUUAUCAGAUAGGUGUGCAAAAUGCUUGACCUAUACCCUAGGUCUUAAGAAAUAACUUAAAAUGAAAGUUAGUCUGACAGAGGUUUGUGGAGAGAAAUUGUCCUUUGAGCCAGGCAACUGAACACCUGGCUGCUAGUAGUGGGGAGAUUAAAAUUGGGAAUGUGUGAGGAGCUGGGUGUGAGGCGAGAGGAGGGGUAAAAUCAUGGAGAUUUUAAAACAAGAAUAAGAACUUUUAAUCAGAGUUUGGAACCCAAAAUACUCUAAAACUUAAGCUUAAUUUUUUCCCAUUCAGCUCCUCAGACUGAAUCUUUGCUUGCUGUUCUCAACUGUCACUUCUCACCUCAGUCAAAUUUGUUUUGUGAUUUCAGCACAAAGUUGGGUGAAGUGUUAAAUGCAGUAUCACCAUUAAAUCAAAUGCCUAGCUGUACCCUCUGUUGAAAGCACAUGUAAAUUACACAUUUUGGGAAACUGAGUAAAUUGAGAUGCUUUGGAGAAAUCAGUGACUGUGAACCUGUACUUUACAAAGCUGUUGAUAAAGAGUAUUUAAUGGCA